Messenger RNA from Closterium sp. NIES-67, 3102 nucleotides. The record is from the annotation of a GenBank genome assembly. NCBI's taxonomy places the organism in Eukaryota, Viridiplantae, Streptophyta, Zygnematophyceae, Desmidiales, Closteriaceae.
AUCUCACCUCGCCCAGGACCCUCCUGCCAUCUCUGAUCCAACCUCGAAUGCACCAGCCAGGGAAUCAACUUGACCCACUCACAAGUCCAGACCCUAAACUAGUGUGCUGGUCUAUUCGGUAGACUAGCUAGUGGAUCAGUCGCGGAUUCUACUGCCGCUUCCGAAUCCGGUUCUGCCUGCGUUACUUAUUUUGUAUCUGGUUGCUUGCGUAAGCUCAUCGUUUUCGUUGAUCUGGCAAAAUGGCGUUGUUGCCACCAGGGAUGAAGAAGGACGAAGAUUUCGACGGAGAGUUCGAGUACUCUCCGUUCUUCGGGAUCGAAAAAGGCUCCGUUCUUCAGGAAGCUCGCGUAUUCAAUGACCCUCAGCUGGAUCCCCGAAGAUGUGCGCAGGUUAUUACCAAGCUGCUGUACUUGCUCAAUCAAGGCGAAACGUUCACAAAGACGGAAGCGACGGAGGUCUUCUUUUCCGUCACCAAGCUCUUUCAAUCAAACGACAUCGGCCUUCGGCGAUUUCUCUACCUCAUGAUCAAAGAGAUCUCCCCAUCAUCCGACGAGGUCAUCAUCGUGACGAGCUCUCUCAUGAAGGACAUGAACAGCAAGACGGACCUGUACAGAGCGAAUGCCAUCCGCGUGCUGUGCCGCAUCACAGACGGCGGCUUGCUAGGCCAGAUUGAGAGGUACCUGAAGCAGGCGGUCGUGGAUAAGAACCCUGUCGUCGCCAGCGCUGCUCUCGUCAGCGGCUUCCACCUGCUCAAGACGAAUCCGGACAUUGUGCGGAGGUGGAGCAAUGAGAUCCAGGAGGCGGUGCAUUCCAAGUCGCCUCUCGUGCAGUUCCACGCCCUCGCACUCCUCCACCAGAUUCGGCAGAGCGAUCGUCUGGCCAUCAGCAAGCUGGUUACGAGCCUUGUUCGAGGUGCUGUGCGCUCGCCACUCGCACAGUGCCUCCUCGUGCGCUACACCUCCCAGGUGAUCGAGGAGAUGGGCCCCAACAACAACAACGCCCGCCCCUUCUUCGAGUUCCUCGAGAGCUGUCUGCGCCAGCGCGCCGACAUGGUGAUGCUGGAGGCCGCCCGCGCCAUGACCGAGCUCACCGACAUCACGGGCCGCGAGCUCACGCCCGCCAUCACGGUGCUCCAGAUGUUCCUCUCGUCGCCCAAGCCCGUGCUGCGCUUCGCUGCCAUCCGCACGCUCAACAAGGUCGCCAUGGCGCACCCGCAGGCGGUCACCAACUGCAACAUCGACAUGGAGACGCUGAUUUCGGACCCGAACCGCAGCAUUGCGACCCUGGCCAUUACAACGCUGCUCAAGACGGGCAACGAGGCGAGCGUGGACCGGCUGAUGAAGCAGAUCACCAACUUCAUGUCCGACAUCGCGGACGAGUUCAAGAUCGUCGUUGUGGAGGCCAUCCGCUCGCUCUGCCUCAAAUACCCCCAGAAAUACCGUGUCCUCAUGAACUUCCUGAGCGGCAUCUUGCGGGAGGAGGGCGGGUUUGAGUACAAGAAGGCGAUAGUGGACUCCAUCCUCAUCCUCAUCCGGGAGAUCCCCGACGCGAAGGAGAUUGGCCUCUCGCACCUCUGCGAGUUCAUCGAGGACUGCGAGUUCACCUACCUCUCUUCGCAGAUUCUGCAUCUGCUGGGCAACGAGGGCCCCAAGACGCCGGAGCCUGCGCGGUACAUCCGGUUCAUCUACAACCGAGUCAUUCUAGAGAACGCCACUGUCAGGGCCAGCGCCGUCAGCACCCUCGCCAAGUUCGGCGCACAAGUGGAAUCCCUCCGGCCUCGCAUCGUCACCCUGCUGCGCCGGUGUCUUUACGACAACGACGAUGAAGUGCGGGACCGCGCAACGCUAUACCUGAACGUGCUGGGAGGGGAUGGGCAGGAGUCGGUGGCAGCCACUGGCGCCAGCGACUUCAUGCUUGAGGCGCUGGAAGUGCCCCUCGUCAACCUCGAGGCCUCCCUCAAGCAAUACGAGCCGAGCGAGGCGCCGUUUGACAUAGACAGCGUGCCCAAGGAGGUGAAGGGGCUGCCGCCAUCCAAGGCGGGCUCCAAGAAGGCCGCCAAGGAGGCCGCAGGGGCCAAGGCGGCAGGCGGUGGCGUGUCGGCGUCAGAGGCGUAUGAGAAGCUGCUCAACUCCAUCCCUGAGUUCGCCACCUUCGGCAAGCUGUUCAAGUCGUCGGCGCCAGUGGAGCUGACGGAGGCGGAGACGGAGUACAGUGUGAACGUGGUGAAGCACGUGUUCCCUGCACACAUGGUCUUCCAGUUCAACUGCACCAACACCAUCGCCGAGCAGAUGCUGCAGGACGUCACGGUGCUCAUGGACCUCGCAGAGGCGGAGGAGUUCGAGGAGGUGGCGUCCAUCCCCCUCAAGGCCAUGGCGUACGGCGUGCCAGGGCAGACGUUUGUGGCGUUGUCGAAGCCCGAGGGCGCGCUGACGCUGGGCAAGAUCACCAACAUCAUGAAGUUCAAGGUGGUGGAGGUGGACCCGAAUACUGGCGAUGCGGAGGAGGAGGGGUAUGAGGACGAGUACCAGCUGGAAGACCUCGAGGUGUCGUCGGCUGACUACGUGCGGAAGCUGAGCGUGCCCAACUUCAGAGCAGCAUGGGAGGCCAUCGACCCCUCCCUGGAGCGCGUGGACGAGUACGGGCUGGGCGUGAGAGACAGCCUCCAAGAGGCAGUGGAGGCCGUCAUCACCAUCCUCGGCAUGCAGCCCUGCGAGAGCAGCGAGAACGUGCCGUCGAAUGCGCGCUCGCACCAGUGUUUGCUGGCUGGGACGUUCCCCGGGGAUGUGUCGGCGCUGGUGCGGUUGUCGUUUGGCAUGGACGCUCAGAAGCAGGUGGCCAUGAAGCUGGCUGCACGGUCGGAGGAUGUCACGAUCAGCGACCUGGUGCAUGAGAUCAUUGCCAACGCGUAGACUGGUCUGUUCUCUGGUGGAAAGGCUGGUGUUCUUUUGGCACAAUGUACUGCUGCUUAUGCACUAUAUAUACGUCACUCAUGCCGCAUACUCUUUCAGGCACUGCACUGCCCGAAGAUGGAGGCUCUAUACUUCUGAUGUGUACAACUGAAAGUGUGGUCUGGAGUCCGCACAACCAUUCUUACUCACACAA